AUGGGUAAGGCACUGUCUCGAAUCGGCUCAACCUUGUGCGGAGUGGGUGUCACUGUAAUCGCUGGGGAAAAAUACAUCAAGCAUCGUCAACUUGGGGAGGGAGCGUUCAGCUAUGUCGACGAAAUUGAAAACAUCAAGGAUGGAAAGUUCUAUGCCUUGAAAAGAAUAAUCUGCCACGACUCAAAGUCGGAGAAGGAAGCACUUGAUGAAGCUAAAGCUACUCAGAGUUUAUCUUCAAAAAACAUCAUCAAAUGCCGGUCAUUUGAGGUGGUCAAGAAAUCACCGUAUUCCGAAGUUUGGCUGGUACUAGAAUAUUUCGACAAAGGAACGCUUUGGGAUCAUUACCAAAAACUCAAGGGAGAGGGAAAAACGCUCAAGUUCAACGAAAUCGUACGACUCUUCAGAGGCAUCGUCGAAGGAGUCAAUGCAAUCCACGAAGCAGGGAUGGUUCAUCGGGACCUCAAACCGGCGAAUAUCCUCCUGGGAGAGGGAAAUAUUCCAGUCAUAUGCGACCUUGGAAGUCUAGCAGAGGCCACUGUCAAGAUUUCGACAAAGAAGGAGGCGCAAACUCUCGAAGAUCUUGCUUCUGAAAGGUGCACACUCCCUUAUCGAGCACCAGAACUCUUGGCUGUCCCGGUGGGUGAGAGUAUCACUACUGCUACAGAUAUUUGGUCGGUGGGAUGCAUUUUGUACUCGCUGGUUUAUCUCGAAGGUCCUUUUGAUUCCGUUUGGUUGAAAGGUGAUUCUGUUCAUUUGGCCGUUCAAAGCGCUAACUUUGACACAAGGAGACUAGACGAUGUUUCUGGACCGUUGAAAGCGCUGGUAGAGCAAAUGCUCGAUCAGGAUCCAAAAUAUCGCCCUCCAGCUGAUCUGGUUCUUCGCCGACUUGAAGAAAUUGGCUGA
Oikopleura dioica is the source of this 903-nucleotide messenger RNA. The record is from the annotation of a GenBank genome assembly. NCBI's taxonomy places the organism in Eukaryota, Metazoa, Chordata, Appendicularia, Copelata, Oikopleuridae.